UCUAAACUGACAGAAACGAGACGCUGAAGAGGAGGCGGCGCAUGCGCAGUGUGUGAGCCGUGUCUGGGUGUGUGUGUGUGUUUGUGUCUCGGCGCGGAGGCGAACAUGGCCGGCACGGCGCUCAAGCGGCUCAUGGCGGAGUACAAACAGCUGACCCUGAACCCACCAGAGGGCAUCGUCGCAGGUCCUGCCAACGAGGAGAACUUCUUUGAAUGGGAGGCUCUGAUCAUGGGUCCUCAGGACACGUGUUUUGAAGGCGGUGUGUUUCCUGCAGUCCUCAGUUUUCCGUCAGACUACCCGCUCAGUCCGCCCAAGAUGAGGUUCACCUGCGACAUGUUUCACCCCAACAUCUACCCGGACGGCCGGGUGUGUAUCUCCAUCCUGCACGCCCCGGGGGACGACCCCAUGGGCUACGAGAGCAGCGCCGAGCGGUGGAGCCCGGUGCAGAGCGUGGAGAAGAUCCUGCUGUCUGUGGUCAGCAUGCUGGCAGAGCCUAACGAUGAGAGCGGGGCGAACGUCGACGCCUCCAAGAUGUGGCGUGAGGACCGGGAGCAGUUCUACCAGCUCGCCCAGAAGAUCGUACGCAAGUCCCUGGGCCUGUAGAGAUGAUGUCAUCACCAUGCGACGGCACAUAGCACUGUGUGUGUGUGCGUGUGUGUUCACCAGCAGACACACACAUAGACUUUCCCCCCUUUCUCUCUCUCUCUCUUUCUCUCUCUCUCCAAGAGGACGUCAUGCUCACUCGACCACAGAUCCAUUUACAAUCUGUGGAGGUUUGGCUGUCCAGCUUAUGCCUCGCUGUCACACACACACACACACUCACACACACACACACACACAAGGACUGGACAGACUGAUGGACUUGAACGUUGAAGGAACCAGGUUCUCCUGUGGUUCCUGGUGGUUCUGCAGGCUGAUGUCGUGGGGUUGAUGCUGCUGACAGGCCGCGUCCCCGUUCCACCUUUUAUGUGUUUUAAUGAACCUUUUCUCCUUUCUGACGCUCGCAUGGCGUGUCAGCCUGAGCCGGCACAGUCACUGUUUCAGUGUGUUAGUGACACGGCUCACAGGGUGUACAGGAGCUAACCUGUACACCCUGUGAGCCCCCCCGCAGCCCCCUCUCACUCCCCCCGCAGCGCCCCCCCAGACCUUCAAAAUAAAACAAUAUAUAGAUGAAUAAUUCAUUCAUUUAUUUGACUUUUUUUUAUCUUUGACAAAAUUUUAAAUCAUUUCAAGGUUAAAAACAAUCAGUAAAACUGCAGCAGGUUAAUAACAGGAUGAUCUCAGCCUCAGUUAUCAGAUUAUCCCCCCUCCCCUCCCUCCCUCCCUCUCUGAUGAAGCGUCAGGUCAGAGUGUAAACAGUGUGUGUGUGUGUGUGUGUGUGAAGGAGGUUUGGACGUUCUGACAGGAAGCUGGCAGCUGGUUGGCGACAUCGAGGUGUUUUUUGUUUUGUUUUUGUUUUUUUAUUCAGUGGAUGGAGCCUUGGCCUGUGAUGCACUUUACCUGCAGAGGAGCUAGGGGGCGCUGCAGGAGGUCUCCUCCUCCUCCUCCUCCUCCUCCACUGGACACGAGCUUUUAGUUUGUCUGUUGAUCUGACAAAAACACACCCAAUAAAUUCAAUGAAAUCACC
Messenger RNA from Myripristis murdjan (pinecone soldierfish), 1627 nucleotides. It is a transcript of the gene ube2g2, whose product is annotated as ubiquitin-conjugating enzyme E2G 2 (UBC7 homolog, yeast). The transcript is spliced from 6 exons. Lineage: Eukaryota; Metazoa; Chordata; Actinopteri; Holocentriformes; Holocentridae. The record is from RefSeq and is a predicted model, not a curated record. Bases 106 to 603 code for a protein of 165 amino acids.